This is a messenger RNA of Danio rerio (zebrafish), 3146 nucleotides long. The record is from RefSeq and is a predicted model, not a curated record. Lineage: Eukaryota; Metazoa; Chordata; Actinopteri; Cypriniformes; Danionidae.
CCUUCUAUACUGUUGUUAUCAUUGGAAGCAUCACAUUUUUAGAACGCCUAGAGCUGAUCGCUUUCAGCUUUUUAAAAGCUUUGACUGUUGUAGAAGUGCUCACAGUGUGUUUGCACUCGCAUUUCUGCUUCAGUUGACGCACAUUCUUAAGUUUGAUCCACCUUAAACUGGUGCCAGCCAAGACAACCCCUUUCCUUUGAGACUUCAGAUACGCUCAUUUGGUUGCAUAACAGGCGGAUUUGAAUGAGACGCCUGCAAAGGAAAGCUGCGCUAACAAAUAGAAAGAGAAAAACAUCAUUUGGACAGUUUUGAGCACUGACGUCUUCAUUCAAAAGUGAUCAUUGCAUGUUAGACUGGCAGCAUGGUUAAACGUGUGGCUGUGAUUGGAGCAGGCAGCUCUGGUCUGGCUGCCAUCAAAUGCUGCCUGGAUGAAGGACUGGAGCCGGUGUGUUUUGAAAGCAGUGAUGAUAUCGGAGGACUCUGGCGGUUUAGGGAAAAGCCUGAAACAGAUCGUUGCAGCAUUUAUCACUCUCUCACAGUGAACACCUCUAAAGAGAUGAUGUGUUAUAGUGAUUUCCCUGUGCCCGAUAAUUUCCCAAACUUCAUGCACAACUCUUUGAUCGUGCAAUACUACAGGCUCUACGCUGAGCACUUCAACCUCUUCGAACACAUCCACUUUCAGACCACAGUUCGCAGUGUGAGGCAAAGGCCUGAUUUCUCUGUCUCUGGUCAAUGGGAGGUGGUGACCGCAGACAGAGAAGGACAAGUGGAGACACAUGUGUUUGACGGUGUGCUGGUGUGUGCAGGACACUACACGCAACCCAUUAAACCCCUCUCAGAGUUUCCAGGUAUUGACACAUUUCCAGGAACAGUAAUUCACAGUUGGGAAUAUAAGAAGCCUGAUCAAUACAUUGGGAAAAAGGUUGUGAUCAUUGGGAUUGGAAAUUCUGGUGGAGACAUUGCUGUGGAGCUCAGCAGAACAUGUGAAAAGACAUUCCUGAGUACCCGAAAAGGGUCAUGGGUCAUAGGUCGCAUGGUUGAAAAAGGGCUGCCUCUAGACAUGAUGAACAUUAGUCGAGUUCAAGACCUGAUGCACUGCCUUAUACCUCGAGCGCUAGUCAACUGGAUUGGCGAGAGAAGCCUCAAUCAGAGACACAACCACAAGCUUUAUGGAUUACAACCGAAGCAUAGGAUCCUUGACCAUCGUCCUGUUAUCAACGACGACCUCCCCGGUCGCAUUCUGGUAGGAGAACUGGUGUUAAAACCAAACGUGCAGACGUUUCACGGCUCAACAGUGGUCUUUGACGAUGGAUCUUUUGAAGAGAAGAUUGAUGCAGUGAUCUUAUGCACAGGAUAUGAUUACAAAUUCCCCUUCCUGCCUGACUCUUUAAACUCUAGUGCUGAUGGAGGCAUGAAACUCUACAGAAGAAUCUUUCCUCCUUCUCUAGAGCGUCCAACAUUGGCCAUCAUAGGCUUAUUGCAGACCAGAGGUCCGAUCAUGCCAGCUGCAGAACUGCAGGCACGCUGGGCAACCAGGGUCAUCACAGGACUAAAACACCUUCCAUCUGCUGAAAAAAUGUCAAAAAGAAUUGAAAAAGACAUAAAACCAUAUUUGAAGAGUCACCCCUGUCCCAAGCUGGCUUCCCUUCAAGUGGACUACAUUCCUUACCUGGACUCAAUAGCCAAAGAAGUGGGUGCUUGUCCCAACAUUGCUUGGCUGCUCAUGACGGAUCCUGCUUUGGGUUUGAGGGUUUUCCUUGGGCCUUGCACCCCGUAUCAGUUUCGGCUAAGUGGACCAGGACAUUGGAAAGGUGCCCGUCAAGCUAUUCUUACCCAAUGGGAGCGUGUGGCCAAACCCAUGAAAACUCGGCCCAUACCUGAACCUUCAUCCUUCAGUUUGUUAUUUUGGCUGGGGUUGUCAGGAGGGGGUGCUGUGAUUUUGGCCAUUAUAGCACUGCAGAAGAAGAUCCCAUUGUUUAUGGGGAUCAGUUAAAUUCUAAUCAAUCAAUCAACAAUAUGUAGCACCUUACUACAUGCAAAGGGCUGCCACCAAUGCUUUAUAAUUUAAGCACUUUAGAAAAUUAAGAACAUAAUCAAAACAAGAAUGUCAAUAAAACAUUAAAACAGUUAAAUAAAGGUAUGAUUCGAUCCUGGAUGAACAUCUAUGUUAAUCCUGGAACGUCAUUUUGGUUUAAAAAUGUAAUCCAUACAUAAAUCCUACACUUAAAAUCAUUCACAACUGCAAAUUAUUCCCAAAUCACAGGGGAAUAUUGGAUAACAAUCAUUUAGAAGUAAGUUUAUCUCUUAAUUCUGAUUGGCUGAUUGGAAUGUUGUUCCGGGAUCAACAAAGAUGUUGAUCUAAAAACAUGUCUUGGUGAAAACACAUUAACCUUAUGCAAAGUGGGGAGGAUGCACUACUAAACAUCAAAAGCUACUCUAAAUAAUUGGGUUUUGCUUUAAGCAGUGCUACGUUAAUGUGUAGAUUGAUGGGCAGGGUAUUCCAGGCUUUCGAGCCAGCCUCUGAAAAUAAGCGAUCCCCCUAUUGACCUUAUUCUAAAAUGCGGAAGUGCGCCUGUUUUCACGAUUGUCUUAGAACUUCUGAUUCAGUCACCUAUGGGAGAAAUGACUAGGAAUAAUGAACAGCAGAAAACGGUCAAACUACUUGCUCUACAAACAAAUGUUUGCAUGACUAUACAGACCAAGUAGAAUAAUAUAAUAAGAAAAUAUCAAAAUGCAACAUCAAGCAGCAUAAUUAACGAGCAGUUUUUAACGUCAAAAAAUGAAUGGAAGUGAAUGAGACCGGAAGUCUCAAGCCAAAAAGAUUCAAAUGGCAGCGCCCGCUCGUCGGCGGAGAAUAAGGUGAAUUGUUUACACCUGGAGUGGGGAUUUUCCAGCAACAUUUAGCUAUGCAGAUUGUUGGGCCCUGUUAAACUUGUGAACAUUUAAAAUCUCACAUACACAUGAAAGCGCAAGGUCAUUAACAUCAUUAAAAACAAGUAAAAGUUGUUUAAUGGGGACCUAUUAUGCAAAAAUCACUUUUAUGUAGGUUUAGACACAAUUGUGUGGCAACAAUGUGUGAAUAUAGCCAGCCUCUAAUGGUAAAAAUGAAUUAAUUGUAUUUUUUAUAAUCACACUUGAUAAAAAAA